CUUUCCUGAACUUCCUGCCGCCUGCGUCCCUGAUAUUUACCACCGUCUCGACUGCUCAUCUGCCACCACAUCAACAUCCCAACCCUGCGCUGGAUCCCUGCGUGUCGCUUCCACAGGGAGUAGAGCCCCGCAUCAAGCUGGGGUCGCUUCUCGGCAGUCCAGCGCCGCGUAGCCGCCCUUCACCACUUCUCACGAAUGGAGCGCCCCAAGACGCCGCCGCCCGCGGCCAAGGCGCCCGCUCCAGGCUCGCCACCAACCCCUGAGGUGACGCGGCGUAUCGAAGAGAAUCGCCUUCGCGCCAAGGCCAUCCGCGAUCAGCGUGAAGCAGAACAGCGUGCGUCAGGCGCCGUGUCCGCCGUGCCCAAGUCCGCCUCCGGCUUUGUCCAGACCGACCAUGUUCAUGUCAGCAAACCCGUCAACGGCAAGCGGCCGUUCGGCUCUCUGUCCGCCGGGGAUCUCACCACAAACCGCGAUGGCCGCGUCAAGGCCGGCGACGAGGGCGAGUUGCGCCCCGCCCGCAAGUUCACAAAGUUCGUCGACUACAACAUGAGCUCCAUGACCGACACAAAGGGAGGCUUUCUGUCCACGGAGGAUGACCCGCACAAUUUUGCCCUCGGCGGAAAGAAGCCUGGACAGCCCGCCGACGACGACCAGCGGCCCAAGAACAUGACGGUCCAGGAGUGGGAGAAGCUGCAGGUCAUUCGUAACCUGAAGCGGCUGAAGGCAGGGCCCUUUGAGCCCGGCAUCAGUGUCCUUGUCGACGAGGACAAGAGAAAGCGCUGCAGAGAGUGCAGGAGUCUCGAGAUCGACUUCGUCUGGGAGGAGGUCUUCCACGUCUGCGUCUGCCACAAGUGCAAAGACAAGUAUCCCGAGAAGUACUCACUCCUGACCAAGACGGAGUGCAAGGAAGACUAUCUCCUGACAGACCCCGAGCUGCGCGAUCCGGAACUGCUCCCUCACCUCAAUAAGCCUAACCCACACAAGUCCCACUGGCAUGACAUGAUGCUGUUCCUGCGGUUUCAAGUCGAAGACUACGCAAUCAAAUCGAAGUGGGGCUCCUCCGAGGCCCUCGAUGCAGAGUACGAGCGGCGAGAGACCCAGAAGAAGGCCCGCAAGGAGGCCAAAUUCAAGGAGAAGUUGCUCGACCUCAAGCGCAAGACGCGCACAGACGCAUUCCGCCGCCAGGCCGGCACGUUGGGCAAAUCGGGUGCCAGCAAGUUUGGCGACUCUAUGGGCAGCGGCCGACACGUCCACGAGUGGGGGCGAACAGUACAGAACGAGGAGGGCAUGACCAUCAAGACGUGUGUUGACUGUGGCAUGGAGGUGGAGGAACUCGAGUUUUAACGACAAAGGCCGGGCUUUCGGAUCAAACAUCACCAUAAAACCAAGCCAUCGCACACGGUCUCGGCAAUCACGAAGGGACAAUUCGAUGCUGCCAUACUUGGAACAAGUCUCGCUCGUAUAUUCUGCACUCAGCGACUAUAUGCGCGUUAUACAACUUGAUGCUGCAUAUGCACCUCGCGGGUCACCACGAUCCCGUCCAUCACCGACGUCCUUACACGGUUCAUCUCUCGGAGCUCAAUCGACGUCAACGACUCAUUAUUGCCGUGGGCUACCCUUCUUCCCUCUGCCGCAACAGUAGUUGCGCUGCGCCCGUCAUCAGGAGACGUCCACACGAAUAGGCGCUCAUCCGCCUCCAAAUCGCCGCCACUCGUAUAGGUGCCACAACUUCGACUCGCAAACGCGGUAGCAUGCGUCGAGGACAAGCCGAAGCGACGAUCCCCGUCCCAGGUGCGGACGGCGCCCGAAUCGUCAUCGUCCAAACCUUCAUCUCCGUCGCAAGUCCUGCCCCUGCCGACGGUGGUAGUGUUGGUGGUCGUCAUCGUUUUGCGGGUGGACCCGUGACCAGAAUGGCUGCCGCAGGAGAACAGGCGCCGAGUUCCAUUGCAGAGCUUGCUGAGGGCGGGAUGUAGAAAGGGCAGGCAAGCUUCAGUCUGUCAGACAGGUUCCACAGGGGCGGAAGAUGAACGGCAUCAUACCACAGACGACGGCACUAUUUGCCUCGGUGAUGGUCCAGUUAGUACUGUCAACAAAAACCCAAGUAAUGUCUGGAUCCUUGAGGUCUUGGUGAAGAAUAAUGCUGAGUCGGAGGCCAGACACGAUAGUGACACUGCGAGCAACGUCAGCGAAGCUGCGCGACAAGGAGGCAGCCACUAUGAGGAGUGGGUUUACAUGAGACUUACAAAAAACCGACGAGGAAUACUCCCGCCAGAGCUACCUUCUGGCCCCGCGGCAGAUUCAAUGUCCAUAUAUAUGGCGCUGGUAACGCAAGCAUCAACACGUCAGUCACAAUCGUCGGUAUGGCGUUUCCAUAAAAGAAUUCAUGGGAGUUGACGCCGCACGUAUACGCGGAAGGCGGGAGCGGGUUGACGGGGUCGAAGCGCUGCCACCACGCGUGGACGGGCACGCACUGGAAGAUGGCGACGAGAAACUGCCACAGCCCUUUUCAUCAGUCUUGCACAAUCUACACAGACGGCCAGCACGCAGAUAGGAACCUUAAUCGACUUCCGGACAUGAAAGGCGCGCCAGUAGAAGGCGAGGAUGGACCACUUGGCGCACAGCAUCGUCAAGGUGUAGCUCAGCUCGCCGAUGAAGAGGGCGAUAGCCCAGUCGAGGGCCGCUUCGGGCGGGUUGGCCCAGAUGUGCUUCCCGAGGCCGCGGCUCGUGGCUUUUUU
Messenger RNA from Purpureocillium takamizusanense, 2735 nucleotides. RefSeq names its product DNA repair protein rad14 (gene RAD14). The record is from RefSeq and is a predicted model, not a curated record. Lineage: Eukaryota; Fungi; Ascomycota; Sordariomycetes; Hypocreales; Ophiocordycipitaceae. Gene Ontology annotation, cellular component: nucleotide-excision repair factor 1 complex. Bases 196 to 1344 code for a protein of 382 amino acids. Gene Ontology annotation, biological process: nucleotide-excision repair, DNA damage recognition; nucleotide-excision repair involved in interstrand cross-link repair; base-excision repair. Gene Ontology annotation, molecular function: damaged DNA binding. The transcript is spliced from 4 exons.